This is a messenger RNA of Camelina sativa (false flax), 690 nucleotides long. NCBI's taxonomy places the organism in Eukaryota, Viridiplantae, Streptophyta, Magnoliopsida, Brassicales, Brassicaceae. The record is from RefSeq and is a predicted model, not a curated record.
AUGUCAACUCCGACUUCGGCAGCUAAGAUGUUUCCAAAUGAUAUAUACAUAGGAGGCAUCAUCAAGGCUGCUGAUUCUUUCAGGCAGGUAAGGUUGCUAGACACAAGAUCUUCGGUCCAGUGGGUUGUCGCCAAAGUGCAAGAUAGAAUUAUGUCAACCACUUUGAGAAAAUAUAUUGUGACGAGUUCGAAAACAAUCAGGCGCACCUUCGAAUACUACGACAAAGAUGAAACAAUUGUGGCUCAUAUAGCUGGAGGUAUUGAUGCAUUUUCUAAGGUCUCUGAUGGUUGGCCAAUGCUGAAUACCCCAUUGAAGCUUGCAUCUCUCAAGAACUCAGACAAUCAGUCAGAGGGAAUUUCUCUGAGCCUUAUAUGCAAAGUUGAGGAACUAGCGAAUUCUUUGGAUUUACAGACUCGGCAAAACCUAUCAGGCUUCAUGGAUGCUAUUGAGAAAAUACUUGUGCAACAAACCCGUGAAGAACUCCAGUCCAAUGAAUCCUCCAAAAGUGAGAUUAACAUGGAUGCUUUGUUUUGGGAGUUGUGUGAUUCUUAUUUCAGGAUGUGGAGAAGUCAACAGAGAAUCCACCAUCUAGCCAGCUCAGUGGAAAUAUGGGGUGCGAAUGAUGAUGACAAGAUUAAGGUGUCUCUCAACAAAAGUUUCCAUCAAAAGUUGCUUGGCCUGAUUAAUUAG